Molecule: messenger RNA, 1183 nt
Organism: Nematolebias whitei (Rio pearlfish)
Lineage: Eukaryota; Metazoa; Chordata; Actinopteri; Cyprinodontiformes; Rivulidae
Gene: pparg
Product: peroxisome proliferator-activated receptor gamma
Biological process (GO): regulation of lipid metabolic process; hormone-mediated signaling pathway; negative regulation of transcription by RNA polymerase II
Cellular component (GO): nucleus
Molecular function (GO): RNA polymerase II cis-regulatory region sequence-specific DNA binding; zinc ion binding; nuclear receptor activity
Source: RefSeq, a predicted model, not a curated record
AUGGUGGACACUCAGCAGCUCCUGGCGUGGCCUGUUGGUUUCAGCCUGAGCACAGUGGACCUGCCGGAGCUGGACGACAGCUCCCACUGCCUUGACAUGAAACAUUUGUCAACAUCAGACUAUGCCUCCAUUUCCUCCUCCUCCAUCCCUUCUUCCUUGUCCCCCCCACUCGUAUCCUCCAUCUCGUCAGCUGGUGUGGUCUAUGACAUGAGUCCAUCGCUGAGCGAGGAACACCUGACCAACAUGGACUACACAAACAUGCACAGCUACAGAACAGAACCAGACUCACACAAUUCAAUCAAGCUGGAGCCAGAGUCACCUCCACAGUACGCUGACAGUCCCGUGUUCUCCAAGUUUCCAGACGAUACGUCAGCAACUGCGUUAAACAUCGAGUGCCGUGUGUGUGGGGACAAAGCCUCAGGGUUUCAUUACGGCGUCCAUGCCUGUGAGGGUUGUAAGGGUUUCUUCAGACGGACCAUCAGGCUAAAGUUGGUGUACGAUCACUGUGAUCUUCACUGUCGCAUUCACAAAAAGUCCCGUAACAAAUGCCAAUACUGUCGUUUCCAGAAGUGCCUUAAUGUCGGCAUGUCACACAAUGCCAUUCGUUUUGGCCGAAUGCCCCAGGCGGAGAAGGAGAAACUGCUGGCCGAGUUCUCCUCUGACAUGGAGCAUUUACACCCGGAGGCAGCAGAUCUGAGGGCUCUGGCCCGGCAUCUGUACGAAGCCUAUCUAAAAUAUUUCCCCCUUACCAAGGCCAAGGCCAGGGCCAUCCUCUCUGGGAAGACAGGAGAAAAAGUGCCGUUUGUCAUUCACGACAUGAAGUCUUUAUGGAAGGAGAGCAGUUCAUUAACUGCAGGCAGAUACCUGCCCCAGAUCACCAGCAGCAGAUCUCCACACUUACAGCCGGGCACGGAGUUUCAGGAAUCCCAGAAGCUCACUUGGGGUCAGAUUUUGGAGCUUUGGAGACAAACUUCUUUGGACAAACACCAGACAUGGUGGAGCUGCGUUUCUUCCACAGCUGUCAGUCUCGCUCGGCAGAAGCAGUGAGAGAAGUGACAGAGUUUGCAAAGAGUAUUCCAGGUUUCAUCGAUCUGGACCUCAACGAUCAAGUAACAUUGCUGAAGUACGGUGUGAUCGAAGUCUUAAUCAUCAUGAUGUCGCCUCUGAUGAACAAAGAUGGCAC